AUGGCGAAAAUCCCUGGCAGCGGAGACACUGAACAGGAGCCAAAGAGCUGCCCCAUGAAGCGCAAGGAUGACGAGAAGGAAGAUGAAGGUGACAUCCAAGAGGUCCAGAUCACCGGGGAAGUGGAGAACGAAGAGUCCGAUGGCAAAGGCGUGGAGCUGGAACUGGUGUCAGGGAGCGUAGUUUUAGACUACAGUGGUUCGGUCGAGCAUACAGGAGCCGUCGUUGUGCGGCGUACGGACCGCGGGGAACAAGCGCGAGAGGCGGACCCCUUUAACAGCAGCAUUCCCGCUGGGCUGGAUUCUCAACUGGAAGGAGACAGACAGUGGACAGAACGGAACAGGUUAAGCGAGAACACACGCCUGGCCACCCGAUAUGCAGUGAGGAUGUUUAGGGAGUACCUGUGUGAGACAGCUCGAAGCCCAGACUUUGAAACUCUGGACAAGGCUGCACUCUGCGAGGUGCUGCGCUCCUUUUACGGAGAGGCGCGCUCAAAGAGUGGACAUUUAUACAGCAAGUCGUCUCUUAUCAGCAUCCGGAGCUCGCUGAAUCGGUACCUUAACGAGCCGCCCUACUGUCGCACUUUGGACCUCACCAAAGACCCCGAGCUGCGCAGUGCCAACCUGACGCUUGCCGCAGUCAUACGAAGGCUGGAGGAGCAAGGCGCCGGUCCCGUGGUGCAGAAACAAGCAAUUACACACUCGGACCUGCGGAAACUCUAUGAGUCCUCUGUGUUCAACACCGACACACCAUUCGGGCUCCUCAACAAGGUUUGGUUCGAGACCUGUAUGUAUUUUUGCACUAGAGGCCGCGAGAACCAACGGGAGCUGGAGGAUGACUCGUUCGGCCUGGCUGUGGACGAGGACAGGAGGAAGUUUGUCUAUUUUAAAAGUCUUGGACCGUACCAGAAGUCCCGCUGCGGCGCCUUGAGCAAAAAGCGUCCGGACGCAGACGAGGACACUUUGCCACGGAUGUAUGAGACAGGCACAGAUCAAUGUCCUUACGCCAGCUUUGUUCGGUACAUGUCCAAACGGAACCCGCUCUGCAGGGCGUUUUUUCAGCGGCCAAGGGAUCAUUGCUGCACUAGCGACGUGACGUGGUACGAAAACAAAGCCAUUGGUAAGAACCUGUUGGGCAUGAGAAUGCAGAUGUUGUCAAGAGCAGCUAAGCUCUCCAAGACAUAUACUAAUCACUGCAUCGGCGUCGUCUCCAUAGCAACGCUAAAUAGCGUCGUGGGCCCAGCAGCCUCCAGCGACAAAAACACAACAACACUUUGCGUUGCCUCGGAAAUCAUUAACGACAAAGCGCCGUCCUACCUGCAGCUGGUAAUUCCGUAUAUCAAUCGGGUCAAUGACGCCGACCUGAAGCCACAGCGGACAGGAGUAGCAGCAACAACAGCAAUCACACCUUCAGUAAAAACAACAAAAAGGAGAAUUAGCGCCGAUGUGAACCAGGGAGCUCCUUACGCUAAGAAGCUGUGCUUACACCCAGGGACACGCGCCGAAUUGCCCUUGAAGAAGAAAAAGAGCGACAUGACGAGAGCCACUGUGUCACAUGUUUAUUUAUAUUCACAGUCAGCCGGAUAUCCAGUCACUGUGACCACACAGGACAGCUGUGACAGGAGUAACAAAACCACAUCAGGUCAACAGCUCCCCUUGUCUCCUGUAUCUCUUUCUCCAGCCUAUGCUGGUAUCCCCACACCAGCUCAGCUCAACAAAACCAAUGUACCAGUCCACAUUGACGUAGGAGGACUCAUGUACACCAGUAGCCUGGCUACUCUCACAAAGUACCCUGAUUCAAGGAUUGGCCGUCUGUUUGUUGGAACAGAGCCCAUAGUAUUAGACCAUCUAAAGCAGCACUACUUCAUUGAUCGAGAUGGCCACAUGUUUCGCUACAUACUCAACUUUCUCCGGACCUCAAAACUGCUCAUUCCUGAUGACUUCAAAGUCAUUUCAAGAUUUAUGGGGCGUCAUCAAAGCGAGUACGGAUUACAGAAUACUCUUUACUGUAUGAAGAGGCCAGCUUCUUUCAGCUCACUCCUCUACAGGUUGAAUUGGAACGCUGGAGAACCGAGCGGGAUUGUGGUCGAGAAUGGGACAGUGUCGUGGUUCACGUGACUCGAGAGCUUGGCGAAAGGAUUACCCAUGAAGCCAUGGUUGAGGAGCUCUUCCCUGAGGUCAGAGACAUCAUGUCCAAUUCCCUGACCAACAGCUGGAACCAGGACACUCAUACCUUGUGUCUAUAGUCUCACUUCCCAGAUAAACAGUAAAGAAAAACUUUGCACAUAAAUAAUGAAGUUGUCCUUUCACUUGCACCUGAUUUCUGUGACACUCUAACACACACUAACAUUUAAACAUCCAUCCAUCCAUUUUCUUAACCGCUUACUCCCUAGUGCGGGGUCACGGGGGUGCUGGAGCCUAUCCCAGCUGGCUACGGGCGAGAGGCAGGGUAGACCCUGGACAGGUCGCCAGUCCAUCGCAGGGCAACACAUAGACAGACAACCAUUCACUCACACACUCACACCUACGGGCAAUGGAGAGAAGCCAAUCAACCUAAUGCACGUCUUUGGACUGUGGGAGGAAGCCGGAGAACCUGGAGAGAACCCACGCAAUCACGGGGAGAACGUGCAAACUCCACACAGAAAGGCACCAGGUUUAACCUCCGGUUAUCGAACCCAGAACCUUCUUGCUGUGAGGCGACAGUGCUACCCACCGCACCACCGUGCCGCCCAACAUUUAAACAUAAAUUUAAAAAACAAUUUACAGUCAAAAAACCUUAAAGGUCCCAUAAUAUUUUUUUCCUUUUAGAUUAUAUAAAAUAGGGCCUUUGAUGGGAAUGAUACUGUCUACACAGAAAGAGAUAAACAGUUUCCACUUCCUUACUUGUAAGAAUGUUCCAGUCAGUGGAUUUGAAGCACCCCUGGAGCUUGUGGAUGCUCUCUAGUGUCCACUGUUUAAUGCCCUUACUGACUUUCUCUGUCUUCCUAACUACAGGUGAAUAAGCCAGAGCUGGCAGUAUACUAUUGUAGUCAGAGGAACCGGGGGGGGGCUGGCAGAAAGACAGACCAUUAGGGAGAGAUCCAUGGCAUUUGUCCAGUUUUUUACCCAAGCGGGUGGCACAGUUAACGUACUGAUGAAAUCAGUAAUUUGUCAACUAAGCAAUGAUUGAAGUCAUCCAAGAUGAACUUGGGGGCAUCUGGAGAUAUGAGUUUGUAUUCAUGUAACAUGUCUUUUAAGUGUCCUGUGGCUACAGAUCCAUUUGCUCUGGGGUGGAUAUAAACCAAAAAGAAAAAAAAUUGUGGAAAUUCCCUGGGAAGAUAGAAUGGACGUACUGUAAGGAGACAACUAGAAACUCAGUUUCAGAGUAGCAUAGCUUCUCUCUAACUACAACUGUUUUAUACCAGCGAGGAUCAAUGUAGAAGCAAACACAAUCGCCAUGUUGUUAAGGCUCACAGUCUAACCUUAAAGGAGGACCAAAGCCAUCUAUCUGCAAGCAGGCAUUAUUGUCGUUCUCAUUUAGCCAUGUCUCGGUAAAAGCGAGAAUGGAGGCAGUCCUAGGGAUGGCAGCUGAAACCUCAUGAAGCUUCCACAGGGUGCAUCUGAUUGUGCCGGUAAUAUGUCCCAAAGUUGCGGGGCUUUGAAACCACACAGAACAGUGACAUCUGGUGGUGGACUUCAAGUAUAUCAUCUUCUUCAACCAGCCUCCUUGUCCUUGUUGUACAUCAAUAUGUACAUAAUAAAAAGCAUAAAACAAAACAA
Messenger RNA from Betta splendens (Siamese fighting fish), 3756 nucleotides. RefSeq lists its product as uncharacterized. The record is from RefSeq and is a predicted model, not a curated record. Gene Ontology annotation, biological process: protein homooligomerization. The coding region runs from base 1 to 2115 and encodes 704 amino acids. Gene Ontology annotation, molecular function: protein binding. The transcript is spliced from 5 exons. Lineage: Eukaryota; Metazoa; Chordata; Actinopteri; Anabantiformes; Osphronemidae.